Molecule: messenger RNA, 2090 nt
Organism: Umbelopsis ramanniana AG
Lineage: Eukaryota; Fungi; Mucoromycota; Umbelopsidomycetes; Umbelopsidales; Umbelopsidaceae
Exons: 7
Coding region: 70-1977 (635 amino acids)
Biological process (GO): signal transduction
Source: RefSeq, a predicted model, not a curated record
GCCGCUGAAAAAGGUUUAAAAUUGGAAAAAAGUGACAGUAUGGAACCACGCUAACUCUCUUCUUCUUCAAUGCAUUCAUCCGACGACGAUGACAUUCCCGUCGCCAUUGCUGCACGACAGCAUGCUGCAAGAGUCUUAACCUCCAGAGGAGAUCAUACCAACCUGUCUAGAGCCAAAACCAUGGCUUCUCACUCCACUUCAAACAGCCAGAACGGUCUGGCUCGUAGAAAAACAGAACAUCAUCAUAGAAGGCGUGAUUUAGCGUCAGAUGCACCACCGAAAUCAAAUAUUCCUUCUGAUAGUGAUACUAGCGGCCUCAUGCGUGGACGUAGCACUACUAGAACUCACAAAUCACAUACUGCAGAGAAUUCAGGGAAAAGUGGGACACACGACGUCCAAUCCGACUUACACAAACUUCAACUUGCAGCCGUUCACAAAGUAGCAAGUCGAAUCUAUAUUUAUGAUUCCUCACGAUAUGUCAAUAUGCAAUUGACCAGUUUAAUGACCACCGCUAUGGUUCUGGAGUCAUUAAGAGAGCGAUCUGUGAUCGACAAUGAGCAGAGCUGGACUUUGUUUGAACUUGCCAAUAAAGUUGGUGUUGAACGCCCACUCAGGGACUGGGAAAUCGUGACUGAUGUACUUUCAACGUGGGAUCAAGAUGAAAAGAAUGCUCUAUUAAUUAAGCAGUACGCAUACAAGUCGACAUUAACCUCAGCGAGCAUCUUGAAUCAAUCUGACUUUAUGCCGCCAAAUGGCCCAUUACAUUUCCAGUACAAAAAAGGAAAAUGGAAUAAGAGAUUUUUUGCGGUCAGGGAGAAUGGAAUUUACUGUGGACGUGAUAGCAAGAAACUAGGCGAUACUCCACUUAUCAACCUUUCCAAUGUAGAUGUGUACACCCUUAUGGUACCCAUGAAAAAGGAUCCAACUGCAUAUGGAUUUGCGCUUAAAGCCCAGGAGAAGGCCAAGAUAUUUGAAAACCCGGAGGAUUUUGUAUUCUAUUUCUGCGCAGAAACAAUGGAGAUAAUGCGAUACUGGGUAUUAUGUCUAAGGCAAUGCAAGAAUCUUGCAGCUUAUGCUUCUGACCCUGAGCGGGUACUGCAUCCAUUGAGACCGGUGGAGCUUCCACCAUUGCCCCAAAGCGUCAUACAAAAAGUUUUGUCUCCAUCUACUAGUGCAUCUCUUCUGGAACAACAGAGUUUGGACCAUAAGACGUCAUCGGAAGAUAGUGUGGGUGGGGCUGCCAAAGUACAUCGCUCUGCUACACUUAUGGAUCGACAAACAAAUGUGAAUCGACCUGAAGGACAGGGAAAAGCCACUGUUCGGCGAUAUAAAUCGACGCAUGAGCUCUCAAGCUCUAUUCGGCAUAACGCCGAGACUAGGAUGCAACAGGAAUCAAAACAUAGGGUAGCGGACAUGCCUCACAGCAAACCUCCCAUUCCGAGAGCAUCAAAGUCCACAGGUACAAGGAGAGCAGGACCUCUUCCAAGAAGCCUAGAUCAGUCUUUGGAGUCUGUAAGAGUUGCCCAACUGGAUGAGAAGAGGCUAUUUGACAAGGCAGCUUUACUUAGUCUUGACGAUCGGUCGACACCAGCCAGUCCCCAUGACGACGGAGGUACUUUAGUAAAAUUGGAUAAUGAGGUACAGUUUGUAGAAGGAUCCCUGCUACAGCAAGCAUCCGAGACAGGAGGCACGCGGGGACGAUCAAAAUCCAUCAGUCGAGACAACCAUAUGGCAAGAUCGCAAAGUCGUUCUCGACAUGCGCAUGAUACGAGAGAUGCCUCCAGUUCCACGUCUCGCAGCAAAUCCCUUAGACGAAAACCUACCGUGCGAGACAUAGAUCGUGACGCAGAGACGCAGCCACCACUACCUACUACCACCGGCGAAGAGGGACCCCUAUUACAGCUAGACCUUACCCCGGAGGCUUCACAUACUCAGAGUCUUCGUAACCGACAAGUCAAACCACUUAUUACGUUUUGAACAAAGCGCUUACUUAGCAAUAUCCAGUACCAUUCGUUAAUUAUUUAAUCAUAAGGGGAAUGAAGUUGGGCAUUGAAGAUGUAUACCACAAAAGAAGGGAAACCCGAUGAUGC